AUGGCUGAAGAUGGAAUCUUCCAAAGUGAGGAAAUCCAGGGAGCAACAAAGAGGCUCCUGCUGAAAAUAAAAAACGAAAAAAAAAAUGAAGAAAUAAUAAAAAAAACAAUUGAAGAGUAUAAACAAACGAUAGAAGUAAUAUCCACACUAACGAAAAAACUUAAUUACAGAAUUAUUAUCCCAUAUUCCAAAGUAGCUUUCUAUGAAGGAGAAAUAAAAUAUACAAAUAAUAUAUACCAGGACAUCGGCUGCAACACAUAUUGUGAAAGGACAACAGAAAAAGCCAAAGACUUUUUAGAAAGAAAAUUAAAAUUUUAUCAAGACAAGUAUAACAUUGUACAUGAGUCAUUAAAUAAAUUGACGAAAGAAUUGGAGCUUUCAUUGGAACUUAAUUUUCAUUCAAAUUGUGAGAAAGAGGUUGCACAUGAAGAGGGAGAUGGGAACAACGUGUUUGUGCGUCCUGAUGGUUUUCUAGAAAUUAGGGAAGAGUAUCACGAGAGUGAUGAGGAGGGGAGUUUGGACCGAGGGGAAAAACAAAAGGAACACCUCAAAAGUGGAGUUAAAAAGGAAGGGGAAGUGCAAAAGAGAGAGCACCGUGGUGAUGGGAAUAACGAUGGUGGGCAUCACAGUGGUAUACCCUACCCGAACACAGAACGAAGUGGAAGAGACAAUCCUGUCCUGAAGGGUAUUGCUACAGAGGGGCGAACAAUUUUGCCAAGGCAUCUAACAGAAAAGAGACCGCCUUUACAGGAGGAAAUCCAGGAAGGUUCUGUCAACAUGGGGCGUAAUUCGACCAAGGGCACCCCUUUAAAUGUGAACAAACAGGGGCUUUUAAAUAUAAAGGAAAACUACAGCAGUAGCAGUGACAGUGGUAGCGAUUGUGAGCAGUGA
This is a messenger RNA of Plasmodium knowlesi strain H, 891 nucleotides long. RefSeq names its product prefoldin-like protein, putative. Lineage: Eukaryota; Apicomplexa; Aconoidasida; Haemosporida; Plasmodiidae. The transcript has a single exon. The record is from RefSeq and is a predicted model, not a curated record. Bases 1 to 891 code for a protein of 296 amino acids. Gene Ontology annotation, biological process: negative regulation of phosphatase activity; negative regulation of transcription by RNA polymerase II. Gene Ontology annotation, molecular function: phosphatase inhibitor activity; transcription corepressor activity; chromatin binding.